Molecule: messenger RNA, 869 nt
Organism: Juglans microcarpa x Juglans regia
Lineage: Eukaryota; Viridiplantae; Streptophyta; Magnoliopsida; Fagales; Juglandaceae
Product: ethylene-responsive transcription factor ERF023-like
Exons: 1
Coding region: 165-725 (186 amino acids)
Biological process (GO): regulation of DNA-templated transcription
Molecular function (GO): DNA-binding transcription factor activity; DNA binding
Source: RefSeq, a predicted model, not a curated record
UUGUAUCUAUUAAUACUCGUGACAAUAUUUCUGAUCACUCUCUAUUAUGAAGUAGAGAUAUGUUUUCUUUCUUCUCCAAAAGCUUUUUUACUCUGAAAAUUGCUCUCAACGGCACCAGCUACAUGAUACAUUUUUAAGUCUUUAUGCCACUGCUCCUAACGUAAAUGGAGAAACAAUAUCCAUGCACUCAAGAUGCCCUUGCCUUGACUGUUGCCGCUACCGCCACCAGUACUACUAAAGCUGAUCACCGAAAACCAGGCUCUCAGCGCGGCGGUACUCGCCACCCGGUCUUCCGUGGUGUCCGAAAGCGGAGGUGGGGGAAAUGGGUGUCCGAAAUUCGGGAACCCCGCAAGAAAACUCGCAUUUGGCUGGGCUCUUUCCCCGCUCCAGAAAUGGCAGCCAAGGCUUAUGAUGUCGCGGCAUAUUGCUUGAAAGGUCGCACGGCGCAGCUCAAUUUCCCUGACCAGGCCGAGUACUUGCCGAGGCCGUCCACAUGCACCGCCAGGGAUAUCCAGGAGGCAGCGUCGAAGGCUGCGCAGACCAUGGCGUCAUGGAACAAGGGACGCGACUCUGGGUCGGAUGGCGAAGAUUUUUGGGGGGAGAUUGAAUUGCCGGAGCUGACGACGAGUCCUGGGUGUCAUUGGAACUCUUGUGAAUGGUCGUUUACCGGCGACGGCACAUGGCCGGACGGAGAGUUGGCGCAACCAUUCAUGGCAUGCCUCUAAUGUGAAUUGUUUCGCUGUUUGCGUGGUUGUUAGGCUACAUAUAUGCACGUAGAUCCAAUGCACUGGUUCUGUUUGGCUUGCUCAUAUAUAGAAACAUGGACACAGAUACUUAUCUCUGCGUAAAUAUACGUGUGUGUUUAUAUA